Molecule: messenger RNA, 438 nt
Organism: Microsporum canis CBS 113480
Lineage: Eukaryota; Fungi; Ascomycota; Eurotiomycetes; Onygenales; Arthrodermataceae
Exons: 2
Coding region: 1-438 (145 amino acids)
Source: RefSeq, a predicted model, not a curated record
AUGGAGACCCCGUCGAUGGGAUGGGGAAUGGGCGACAAAUAUAUACAUUCUCUUGAGACGGUGCUCGAGAGUCUUGUUAUCGGGUCCAUCUACUCUCUUUUACUGGACGAGCACCGUGGUCAUCCAGCACUUUCAGUGGCAACGGGAGGAAGAAGACGGGGAGGACGGGGCGUGACCUGGUCAUCUCUCGCUUUCGAACAUAUCAGAAGUCCAUCUCGGGCCUUCAUCCUUAAUUACUGCUCUACCGUUUAUAAUGGAGUUGCUACUAUUAUGAACGGAUUGGGGGUGGGAAGGAUAGUAUCAGAUGGGCUACGCGCCCUUAUCCAUGUCGAUAUGCUGAUGUCCCUGAGCAGAGCAUCCUUGACAUUACACCCCCGACGCCCUGUGAGGACGAAGACGAAGAUGGAAGAGAAGGGGAAGGGCUUGAUCACCAGCUAA